UUCACGCGCAGAAGAAGAAAAGCGGAGUAAAAGAGGAAGAAAAUAAAAAGAGAAGAAGAAGAAGAAGAAGAAGAAGGCGAUAAAGACAGAGUUUUUGUCUUCACUGAGUCAAACAGUUGUUUCAGCUGUCAAACAAGAUCCACACAGCCAGGUGUGGUCAGACCACGCCCCCUCUGUGUACAGCAGAUGGAUCAAAGUAACGUGGCAGGAAAUCCUGAAUCCAUGUGUCCCUCUUCAAAUUCUGACAACAACAAGGAGACGCGACAAACAGCCAAGAAAGAUCAGCAGAGCACAGGAUCUGGCACUUCAUUUGGGCCCCAGAACCACCUUAGUCCAGCAGAAACCCAACCUCACCAGCAGGACACUAUGGCAAGAAAACCAGAAGAGUCCUCAGAUAAUUCUUCAUUAAUCACACUAGAUCCCGGAAGACCAGAUCCUCUUCCCACUGAGCUACAACAGCCGCAGGGAAAGUCUGUGAUGGAAGAACACGAAUCAGAAGCCUUAAAUCAACCAAGUCUAGGGAAACCAUCGUCUGUUAAACCAGAGUCAACAGAACCAGAUCCUCCUUUCUCAGACCAACGUGAUCAGAAAGACUCUCCUGCUACAGAAAAACAGCCUCCAAAAGACCUGCCAAAACCAGAUCACCAUUCUCCAACCAAACCAGAUUCACCAACACCAGAUCAAAAUCCUCUAACCAAACUAGAUCCAAUAAAACCAGAUCAAAAUCUUCUCACCAAGCCAGAUGCACCAAGACCAGAUCAACAUUCUCCGACCAAACCAGAUCAAAAUCCUCACACCAGACCAGAUGCACCAAGACCAGAUCAACAUUUGCACACUAAACCAGAUCCACUAAACCCUGAUCCUGUGUGUACAUUUCAGAACAAACCAGGGGAUACUUCCCCACAACAUAAACAAAACACAGACCUUUUUCAGGACCACCAGGAGUAUGAAAUCUACAUCUCUGAUUCUGAAGACCAACAGGAUCGAGAUCCAUCUCUUUUUGAAGACCAACACUACCAAGAUCCUGGUCCUCCUGAGGACCAAGACUCACCUCCUCUUGAAGACCAACAGAACCAAGACUCAUCGCCUCCUGAAGACCAACAGAACCAAGAUCCAUCGUCUAUUGAAGACCAACAAAAUCAAGAUUGUGUUCCUCUUAAAGACAAAAUAAAAACCCAUGAUUUGCCUUCUCCUGAAGACCAACAGGACCCAUCUCCUCUUGAAGACCAGCAGAACCAAGACCCACUACCUCCUGAAGACCAGCAGAACCAAGACCCACUACCUCCUGAAGACCAACAGAACCGAGACCCAUCUCCUGAAAACCAGCAGAACCAAGAUUCACCACCUUCUGAAGACCAACAGACCCCUUCUUCUCAGGUUUUGUGUUCCAUGAACGGUGCAACUGAAGUGUCCCUGACUCCACCCACAGCCACAGCCACGCCCCUGACCACUGAAGCCUUCUCUGACAAGGUGCAGCCUGUUCCUUGGCUUUCAUCUUCAGAUAAACCCAAACUGUGUGGCUUCCUGCAGAAGCAAGGGGGACCACUGCGGGUUUGGAAGCAGCGCUGGUUUACCUACGAGGAGAAGAAGAACCAGCUGUUCUACUACCGCACGCCGCAGGACGUGAUGCCACUCGGCCGCGUGGAGCUCAGCAGCGCCACCUUCACCUACCCACUGCGGGCAGAGACCGGAACGUUCCACAUCAAGACACCAGAACGCACAUUCAUUCUCAAGGCUGUGACUCAGGAGCUGAUGCUCUAUUGGCUGCAGCAGCUGCAGGUGAAACGCUGGCAACACAGACAGAUGACUUCCUGUCCAGAGAUUCCGUCGCUACCGUCGCUCACCAACAGCAGCAGCAACAACAAUACAGACGACUUCCUACCGGCGUUGAAAAGUCCUCUGGGUUUGGUCGGCGAGGAAGCAGCAAAUGCAUCAUCACAAGCAACUCUGCUCGCCAACAUGUCAAUCAAACAUCCCCUCAUCCAGCUGCAGAAUUCAGUCCACUUUCUCCGGAAGAGAUCGUCGCAUGAAUCCAGUCAGAGCGUUUUUCACGUAGAAACGCCAGCUCCCCCCAAAUCCAGCGCCUCCAGGACUCCUCUGGAAUCUCUGUCCCGUACAGUCCCACUGGCUGAUCCAGCGGUCGGCGGUGAGUCCCCAUCGUUGUCUGACAGUUGCAGAAGAAGGAUGAAGAACUGCAGUUCAUCUACGAUGCCAGUCCUCUGCAGAGACACUCUGUCCUCAACCUCAGAGCAGAUGUCUCGUGUCCAGCAGGAGAAAGAGAUGUUGAUAGAAGAGGUCAAAGCUCAAAAGGAGCUGGUCUGGAUCCUCCACAAAGCCUUGGAGGCGUCUCAGCUGGAGAAGCGAGCCUGUGCCGAGUUUUUGGCGGUGGAGGGCGAACAGAAACGCCUGGAGCUGCUGCGACACCGCGAGCGGCAGGCGGCUGAUUUACAACGUCGACUUGAGGAGGUGAAUACGGAGGCGGUGCUACUGAGGAGGAGUCUUGCUCAGAGAGAUGCUCUGGUGGCUGAGCUGCAGGAGCACAUCGAGAUGUUGACGGACAAAAACAACGCCAAGCAGGAGGUGAUCAUCAAGCUGUCUGAUCAGGUGACCGCUUGUUUGUCCAUUCCACCGCACUUGCCCUCAGGUGGGCUUCUGGACUCUGCGGCUGUCAGACGCCUUCAGCAGGAGAAUGGGAACUUGAAGGAUGACAUUGAGGCGUAUAAAACCCAGAACAGAUUCCUGAACUCAGAGAUUCAUCAGCUGACCAGACUGUGGCGGAAGAGCUCAGAGCAAGAGAAGUGUCUCAUGGUCAAGUGUGCAUACCUGGAGGCCAGGAACUGUCAGGGGGAGAGCCGUUACCUGGGUGUCCUCAGGAAGCUGCAAGAGACCAAGUCUCUGGAGCCAGUCCAGCUCCAGGCCGUCCACAAGUUGAUUGAGGAAGCACUGAAAGGAGAGCUGAAGGAGAGCUUCAUAAAGCUGAACACAACCAGAGAUCAUGAUGAAUAUGGAUUUAAAAUAGUCCCAGAUUACGAGAUUGAGGACAUGAAGCUGCUGGCAAAGAUCCAGGCAUUGGAGAUUCGCUCACACAACCUUCUGCAGCAGGACAGAAUGGAGCACCCCCUGCUGACACGCUGGGCUCAGUAUUUGGCAGGAAGGUCACGUGAUGAACUGUGUCCGUCUCCAGAGCUUAAGACUCUGCUGCGCUGUGGCGUCCCGCAGGAAUACCGUCAGCGGGUGUGGAGCUGGGUGGUUCGAACCCGGACCAGAACCAUCAGAGACUGCCACCCACAGCACUACCAACAGCUGUGUGACAGGAGUCAUGCAUGUCCUCACCCGGUGUCCAGACAGAUCCAGCUUGACCUUCACCGCACCCUCACAACCAAUCAGCACUUCUCGUCCCCCUCUAGUCCCGCCCUCCAGCAGCUGCGCCGCGUCUUAUUGGCCUUUUCCUGGCACAAUCCUGUGAUUGGCUACUGCCAGGGUCUCAACAGAUUAGCGGCGCUCGCUCUGCUCAUCCUCCAAAAUGAAGAAGAAUCUUUCUGGUGUCUCGUGGCCGUGGUCGAGUCCAUCAUGCCUCAGGAUUAUUAUACCAAGAACCUACUGUCCUCACAGGCAGACCAGCGGGUGUUGAAGGACUUCCUGGUGGACAAACUUCCUCGUCUCGCGUCUCACUUUGAUGAAUUCUCCAUCGAUGUCUCUCUCAUCACCUUUAACUGGUUUCUCGUGGUUUUUGUGGAAAAUCUCCCGAGUGACAUCCUGCUGCCACUGUGGGACGCUUUCCUGUACGAGGGCUCCAAGGUGAUGUUCAGGUACGCUCUGGCUCUGUUCAAAUACAAAGAGGACGACAUCCUGAAGAUCCACGACAGUGUUGAGAUCUAUCAGUAUCUGCGCUUCUUCACCAAGACCAUCUGUGACAGCAGGAGAUUGACCUCCAUCGCCUUCAACGACAUGAACCCGUUCCCCGGUCGACUCCUGAAGAACCGGAGAACUAUUCACCAGGAACGCCUGGAGGCGGAGCUUCGACAGCUGGAGGAGCAACAGAGGGAGUAUGUGAGAUCUGGACAUAUGACCACGAUGACCUCUGACCCCGACACCAUGGUCAGCGAGGACGACGAUGACCUCUGACUUCACAAUAAACAUGAUGAAGCCUCGUGUGACCUACAAACUGUCGUCAUGGUGACGAUGCUAACACAUAUAAACUAACAUGUACCACAGGAAAAAAACAUUCUGCUGUUGAGUGGAGUUUAAGCUCCGCCCCUUUUGAACCUGAUGAAGUAGUGAAUCUGUUUAGCCUCAGUUAGCUCCAUGCUAACUCUGAUCUUAGCUAAGCUGCUAGCUCAAACCCCAUGUUUUUUUUAAGUUGAUUUUCUGGAAAAUCAUUUGCAUAAACAUCUGUCUGCUGGGACUAGAACCCACAACCUCACAGACCAAGUCAUGUGAUCACCAACCACCAGGGGCCAAGCUUUUCACACAAAGACAAAUUGUCCAACAAAUAUAAUAUUAUUGAUAUUAUUUAAAACCAGAUUUGUGUCUGUAAUUGUUUUAAUUGGCUCAUCCUUUGACUGUAAAUGGUCACAUGACCCCACUCAGCCAAUCAUAGCAGUGAAUUCAGACGUUCACAUGGACUUGCACAGUGAAGAAUGAGGUGAACGUCAGUCACAGAUUUAGUCACUGGUUUGAAUCCUGGUUCAACCAAGGGUCUUUCUACAUGUGUGUGUGUUUGUUUAUCCUGUGACCUUUCCUACAUAUAUAAAAAACUAUUUCAUUAAAAUGUAUUUGUUUAAAUGUA
Solea solea (common sole) is the source of this 4789-nucleotide messenger RNA. It is a transcript of the gene tbc1d2, whose product is annotated as TBC1 domain family, member 2. The transcript is spliced from 17 exons. Bases 187 to 4125 code for a protein of 1312 amino acids. The record is from RefSeq and is a predicted model, not a curated record. Lineage: Eukaryota; Metazoa; Chordata; Actinopteri; Pleuronectiformes; Soleidae.